AUGGCGGCCGUUUUGGAGUCGCUUCUGCGAGAGGAGGUGUCGGUCGCAGCCGCCGUGCGGUGGAUCGCGCGCAGCACCCAGAGUUCGGAGGAUAACCCCGGCGAGGCGGCCACGCUGAACUCACUCCAGCCACUGCGGAAGGAAUUCGUGCCGUUCCUGCUGAACUUCCUGAGGGAGCAGAGCAGCCGCGUCCUACCGCAGGGUCCCCCAACACCCGCCAAAGCCCCGGGCGCCUCGGCUGCCUUGCCAGGGAGGCCGGGGGGCCCGCCGCGGGGCGGCCGCGGGGUGCGCAGCCAGCUCUUCCCCCCGACCGAGCCCCAGAGCACCGCUGCCGAGGCCCCUCUGGCCCGCCGCGGGGGCAGGAGGCGGGGCCCAGGGCCGGCCCGCGAGCGAGGAGGCCGAGGCCCCGGGGGUCUGGAGGAGGGGAUCAGCGGGGAGAACCUGCCCUGGGCCGGGGGCCGGAGGCUUAGGGGCUCCGGCAGCCCCGACAGCCCCGACAGCCCCAGCCUCGCGCUCUCGGAUCCACCAAACCUCAGCAACCUGGAGGAGUUCCCUCCCGUAGGCUCGGUUCCCACCGGCCGUGCAGGCAGGACGAAGCCUUCACGCAGGAUCAACCCAACUCCGGUGAGCGAAGAGCGGUCACUCUCCAAGCCCAAGACCUGCUUCACCUCACCCCCAAUCAGCUGUGUCCCCAGUUCCCAACCCUCAGUCCUGGACACUAGCCCCUGGGGCCUUGGCCUUCCCCCAGGGUGCAGAAGUCUGCAAGAGGAGCGGGAGAUGCUCAGGAAGGAGCGCUCUAAGCAGCUGCAGAGGUCACCUACCCCUGCCUGUCCCACCCCAGAUUCGGGGUCUCCCCUCCCCAGCCGGACAGGAAGACUCACAGCUGAACCCGCUGACCCUGCCAGAGUGUCUUUCCGCCAGCGCCUGGAGCUGGUAGCCCAUGUCUACUCCUCAUGCAUUGCUGAGAACCUAGUACCAAACCUCUUCUUGGAGCUUUUCUUCGUCCUUCAGCUCCUUACUGCCCGACGGAUGGUGGCUGUCAAGGACAGUGACGUUGAACCAAAUCAAGAUUCCCUGGAAAGUCCACUGUUCCAGAGCAUCCAUGAUUGUGUCUUCUUUGCAGUACAGGUUUUGGAGCAUCAAUUUCAAGUUCUUUCCUACCUAGACAAAGGGACCUUGAAGCUGCUGGCUGAGAAUGAGCGGCUGCUGUGCUUCUCACCAGCUCUGCAAGGCCGCCUUCGAGCUGCUUACGAGGGCAGCAUUGCCAAGGUCUCUCUGGCGAUGCCACCCUCUGCUCAAGCUGUCUCCUUUCAGCCAGAGACUGACAAUCGUGCCAACUUCUCCAGUGACCGAGCCUUUCAUACUUUUAAAAAACAGAGGGAUGUGUUUUAUGAGGUGCUUCGAGAGUGGGAAGAUCGCCAUGAGGAGCCUGGCUGGGAUUUUGAGAAGGGCUUGGGCAGCAAGAUCAGAACCAUGAUGGGUCAACUCUCUGCAGCUUGCAGCCAUAGCCACUUUGUUCGGCUUUUCCAAAAACAACUUCUCCAGAUGUGUCAGAGCCCUGGUGGUACUGGGGGCAUGGUCUUGGGUGAGGCUCUGGAUGUGCUGAGUAUGCUGGGAGCCGACAAGCUGGGGCGGUUGCGACGCCUACAGGAACGGCUUGUGGCCCCUCAGAGCAGUGGGGGGCCCUGCCCACCCCCCACCUUCCCAGGCUGUCAAGGCUUCUUCAGGGACUUCAUCCUGAGUGCCAGCAGCUUCCAGUUUAAUCAGCAUCUCAUGGAUAGUCUGAGCUUGAAGAUCCGGGAGCUCAAUGGCCUCGCCCUGCCUCAGCAUGAGGCCAGUGAUGAAGAUGGGGAGUCUGAUGUAGACUGGCAGGGUGAACGGAGGCAGUUUGCUGUGGUGCUGCUUAGCCUGAGGCUUUUGGCUAAAUUUCUAGGCUUUGUGGCUUUCCUGCCAUACCGGGGGCCAGAACCACCCCCGACUGGUGAGCUUCAGGACUCCAUUCUGGCCCUCAGGAGCCAGGUCCCUCCAGUCCUGGAUGUGCGGACUCUGCUGCUGCAGGGGCUGCAGGCCCGCCGAGCAGUGCUCACUGUUCCCUGGCUGGUGGAGUUCCUUUCCCUUGCUGACCACAUUGUUCCCUUGCUGGACUAUUACCGGAGCAUCUUUACUCUCCUGCUGCACCUACAUCGGAGCUUGGUCUUAUCACAGGAAAGUGAAGGAGAGAUGUGUUUUCUGAACAAGCUGCUGCUGCUUGCUGUCCUGGGCUGGCUUUUCCAGAUUCCCACAGUCCCUGAGGACUUGUUCUUUCAGGAAGAUGGUCAGUUGGAUGCCUUUGAGGUGGACAUAGUAGCCUCAGAGCAUGGGUUGGACAGUGUGCCUGUGGUGGACCAGCAGCUGCUCUACACCUGCUGUCCCUACAUCGGAGAGCUCCGGAAACUCCUUGCUUCAUGGGUAUCAGGCAGCAGUGGACGGAGUGGGGGCUUUGUGAGGAAAAUCACCCCCACCACCACAACCAGCCUGGGAUCCCAGCUUCUUCAGACAAGCCAGGGGCUGCAGGCACAGCUUGCCCAGGCUUUUUUCCACAACCAGCCGCCCUCCCUGCGCAGGACUGUGGAGUUUGUGGCAGAGAGAAUUGGAUCGAACUGUGUCAAACAUAUCAAGGCCACGCUGGUGGCAGAUCUGGUGCGCCAGGCAGAGUCACUUCUCCGAGAGCAGCUGGUGAUGCAGGGACAGGAAGGGGGAGAUCCAGCCCAGCUGUUGGAGAUCUUGUGUUCCCAGCUGUGCCCCCACGGGGCCCAAGCCUUGGCCCAGGGGCGGGAAUUCUGCCACAGGAAGAGCCCUGGGGCUGUGCGGGCACUGCUUCCAGAGGAGACCCCGGCAGCUGUUCUAAGUAGUGCAGAGAACAUUGCUGUGGGGCUUGCAACAGAGAAAGCCUGUGCAUGGUUGUCAGCCAACAUCACAGCGCUGAUUAGGAGGGAGGUGAAAGCGGCAGUGAGUCGCACACUUCGAGCCCAGGGUCCUGAACCGGCUGCCCGGGGGGAGCGGAGGGGCUGCUCCCGCGCCUGUGAGCACCACGCUCCCCUCCCCUCCCACCUCAUCUCCGAGAUAAAAGAUGUGCUCUCCCUGGCUGUGGGGCCUCGCGAUCCUGAGGAGGGAGUUUCUCCAGAGCGUCUAGAGCAGCUCCUAGGCCAGUUGGGCCAGACGCUGCGGUGCCGCCAGUUCCUGUGCCCACCUGCUGAGCAGCAUCUAGCAAAGUGCUCUGUGGAAUUAGCUUCCCUCCUUGUUGCAGACCAAAUUCCCAUCCUAGGGCCCCCAGCACAGCACAGGCUGGAGAGAGGGCAGGCUCGAAGGCUUCUGCACAUGCUGCUUUCCCUGUGGAAGGACGACUUUCAGGGGCCAGUUCCCCUACAGCUGCUGCUGAGCCCAAGAAAUGUGGGGCUUCUGGCAGACACACGGCCAAGGGAGUGGGACCUGCUGCUGUUCUUGCUCCGGGAGCUGGUAGAGAAGGGUCUGAUGAGACGGAUAGAGAUAGAGGCCUGCCUGGGCAGCCUCCAUAAGGCCCAGUGGCCAGGGGACUUCUCUGAAGAAUUAGCAACACUAUUUAACCUGUUUCUAGCUGAGCCCCACCUGCCAGAACCCCAGCUAAGAGCAUGUGAGCUGGUGCAGCCAACCCGGGGGACUGUGCUGGCCCAGAGCUAGGACUGGAAAGUGGCCCUGCCUUGGGCAUCACAACAGAACCUUGGAACCCUACCUGACUGUGCCUCAGGAGGAACCCCAAGUGCCCACUGCUGACCCUUGCUGGAGCAGGUGUAGAUGGAUCUGUAAUGAGAUUUCCUGCUCAGAUGUGAAGGAAGUAUGUGGCUGGAUGGCAUUCCACCAACUGCAGGCUUACCACUUGAAUUCUAGAGGAAGAAGAGGUCACCUGAUUCAGGAUUAUGGUGGAAAACCCUAGAGCCUCCAGUCCUGGAGCAGAAGAGUUGGUGUUUCAUCACUUGGAUACUAAAUUAAAUGAUGUGUGUGGGCUUGUUGACAUAGGAUUCAAGCCUUAUUUGCUGCUCUCCCAGCAUCUCUCAAAACCUUGUGGUUCUGGGAAAUCAUGACAGAGGCAAAUGACUUCUGAUUAACUUGUGAGGACAGUUAACAUCUCGGGAGUCUACGUUUUCUUACCACUAGGAACUGGAUUAUCUCCUUAAAAAUGCACAACAGAUAAGAAGGUAAGACUCACUGGACUGAAACCUGGCUUUACCCCUAUAUCUUCAGCCCCUGGGCAGGUAGUAACUCUUUAGACCCUAAUCUCUGUCCAAGGACCAAGCACAGGGCAGAACAGUAGAGCUUUUUAAAAUAAACUGUUUUCUUUA
Cynocephalus volans (Philippine flying lemur) is the source of this 4355-nucleotide messenger RNA. It is a transcript of the gene CDAN1, whose product is annotated as codanin 1. NCBI's taxonomy places the organism in Eukaryota, Metazoa, Chordata, Mammalia, Dermoptera, Cynocephalidae. Bases 1 to 3696 code for a protein of 1231 amino acids. Gene Ontology annotation, biological process: chromatin organization. The record is from RefSeq and is a predicted model, not a curated record. The transcript is spliced from 28 exons. Gene Ontology annotation, cellular component: nucleus.